Gadus macrocephalus (Pacific cod) is the source of this 2819-nucleotide messenger RNA. It is a transcript of the gene tektl1, whose product is annotated as tektin like 1. NCBI's taxonomy places the organism in Eukaryota, Metazoa, Chordata, Actinopteri, Gadiformes, Gadidae. The record is from RefSeq and is a predicted model, not a curated record. Bases 1177 to 2628 code for a protein of 483 amino acids. The transcript is spliced from 8 exons.
UGGGACUGUUGGAUGGGGACUGUUGGAUGGAUGGGGACUGUUGGUUGGAUGGGGACUGUUGGUUGGAUGGGGACUGUUGGUUGGAUGGGGACUGUUGGUUGGAUGGGGACUGUUGGUUGGUUGGGGACGGUUGGUUGGAUGGGGACGGUUGGAUGGGGACUGGUCGUUUGGGUAAUCGUUUGGGACUGUUUGAUAAUGACUGGUUGUUGGGUAUGCCUAGUUCUGGAACAUUUGAAAGGUACUUUAGAGGUUAGUUAAGAAAAUCAUUAUUGGAGACUUUUUGAUGGGGAAUGUUUGUUAACGAAUGUUUGUCAAUAGAAUGAUGGUUACUAAUAGUUCAUUAGGGUAUGUUUGCUAAGAGAAUGAUUUUUUUUACUAACUGUUCAUUAGGGUAUGUUUGUUAAGAGAUUGAUUGUCAGGGAAUGUUCAUUAAUGAUGGUUGGUUGGAGAAUUUUCUUUAAAAGACAGUUUUGCGCCUUCCUAGUCUUAUAAGGUGUUGUAAAGCAACUCCAAAUAUUUAAAAGUAUAUCCAAUCGAACUGCAGAUGAAUUGAAUCACUGUUGAUUUUUAAGUGAAUGGGAACUAGGGGCAUUUACCGAAUUCAAUUCCAUGGGAUGCGGACCUGAAUCCGGUUGUUACCAUGGGAGCGGUCUUUCCAGAAGGAAUCCUCCUUCUUUAAGUUGCUAUGGAACUCAGAACUCUUGUUUGGAACCUGUUUGCCCUUCAGAGAACAAGCAAGGGGGGGUCGGCCUACACACUCUUGACCAAAGUAAUUUAUUAAUACACUUUCUCCUGCCUAAUUUAGCGUGCCAAGUUUUUAAUACCUGUUUGAAUGUGUUGGGUUUGUGGCAUUUAAUUUCGUUGAAUUAAAGGGAAUAAAAUCCUCUGACCAACAUUGGCUCUUUAAACGUCUCAUCUGUAUUAUUUCAAUUUCGAUGCAGAAUCGGUUGGCGUAUGACCUUUUUUGUAAACGCCAUGGCAAACACAAAAAACAGCAAUGUGUCUUCAAAUAUCAGGUUUCCCCUCAGCAGUGUCCCUGUCGGGCUGGUCAGGUUACCAAACGGUUGCUAUGGUACCGGCCCUCCAACACUCCAAAGUUUGGGUCGAGUCUGCUCGCAGGCUCUGCAGUCUGUAUCCUGUGAGUUACAAUCCCCCCGAGGGAGGUAAAGGAGGGCCAUGUCCGUUCAGCCAGUACCGCUGGGGUCUGUGACCAUCGGGGCCCCGGCCUGGAGGGAGAGCACCGAGCUCAGCCUGCGGAGAGCGUGCCGCCUGCUCAGGCAGACCGGCCUGGGGCCGGGCGGCACCGCGACGGGUCGCCCCCGGUCCGCUACCACCCCCGGUUGCCCCAAACACGGCAGCACAGAGGACAAGACCGCGAAGCACCGAGACACCACAGAGGACGACGGCAACGGCAGGGACCACGCCGACAGCCGCGGCGGGGGUUGUAGUAUCACUAGACCCCAGACGAUAGGGACAACGUUUCCACCUGCUUCCAAAAGCUCAACUUUGGUGCCUUCCCAGGCGGCCAGUCUGCGUGAGCGUUGCGCCCGGCAGAGCACGGCAACGGCGGGUGAAUACAUGCGCUGGGUGAGAGAGGUAGAACUUCGGCUACGCAGACAGGCUGGUAGAUCAAGCCAGGAGAUCGCCAAAUUGGAGCGGGAGCGCGCACAUCUUGAGAUGAUGCUGCGCAGCCUCAGAAACGACCUGCAGGUUAACCGGGAGAGCGCUGGGCACCGGACCGAGAGGAGGCCUCAGCGGGACGGUGCUGAUUUGAUGCUGGCCUGGGAGAGGCGUGAGCUGACAGAGAUGAAACAUGACGUUGAGGAAACGCUGAGAAAGACGCAGCAACAGCUACAGGUUCUGGACGAGUCCAGCAGGGACCUCCAGAUGUGGUCCAGCCAGCAAGCCCUGGUUCUGGUCCUGCUCCCCCAUCGCGGCUCGGUGCCCGCCCCACAUCCCCCACCAGCCGCCACCAGAACACUACCACCGACCUACGGCUUCACCUCAGAGUCUGAGCAGGUGUUGGACUCCUCCUCACUAGCCAUCAACCAAUCACAGCGGUUACGGGAGCAGAUCAGACACACGCUGAGCGAGGUGGUUGCAAGGCAACGGGCGUCACAGCAUGUGGUCAACGGUGGUCUGGUGAAGAAAGUAGCGGAGACAGUCACGCUGGAGCGGAGCCUGGUGCUGACGGCAGCCGCCACCAGACAUGCGGCGUCUCGGAAACAGCGGGAGGUCGACUCCCUCCGCCUCAGCCACGGGAGGGCACAGGGCCCAGAGUCCAGCAGUGAUGUGUUCUGCAGGGAGAGGCUGGGCCGUCCUGUGGUCCAGGUGUACCAGAGACACCCAGGCACCGAGCUCCCCGAGGCCACACACCUGCUACAGGGCAGUGCGGUGUUGGGCUAUCGUUUGGGUGAGUCUGAAGACGACGCAGCACGUCUUCGGCGCUGCUUCCUCCAGCUGUGUGGAGAGGCGCGAGGGAAGCGUGCGGCCGCGCGUCGCGACACAACCGUGGUACGCAUGCGACUGCAGCGUGGCGACAAGCGAGUAAUACCUCACAUCCUCCAGCAGGGGGAGCCAAAGGUGACGCAAGAAGAUGAUUCAUUAAGUCAUAGAAAUAUAAAUUAAGGACCUCAAUAUGGACCCUGUUUAUUUGAACAACAUGAAAUAUUAAAUUACGUUGAUUGAUCAUGAUUCAAAUCAUGAUUAUGAUUGCUGGCUCAGAGUGAAACUUCCACAUUCAUGAUCAUACGGUGCACUGUAAAAGUUUUGAAGUGUGAUGCAUUCUUAAACGAAUAAAACAAACCUUACUGGCUCAA